CACUCCUUUAGUGAGGGGACAGGAAGAACCCUGACGGCCCUUUUUAUUGGGCCUGUUGUUUUUCUGUUGAUCCCACACAGGGCCACACCAUGAAGGGUUUCACGGCUGCCUUCCUCAUCUGGACUCUGAUUUCUCCCAACGGCGGUGGCAAAGCCUGGCCGACACACACAGCCUGCAGGGACGGGAGCUUGGAAGUGCUCUACGAGAGUUGUGAUCCAUUACAGGAUUUUGGCUUUUCUGUUGAUGAGUGUUCUAAACAAUUAAAAUCAAAUAUCAACAUUAGAUUUGGAAUCAUUCUGAGAGAGGACAUCAAAGAGCUGUUUCUUGACAUAGCUCUGUUCUCUAAAGGAUCAUCCAUUUUGAAUUUCUCCUAUCCCGUCUGUGAAGACGAUCUACCCAAGUUUUCGUUCUGUGGAAGAAGGAAAGGGGAGCAAAUUUAUUAUGCUGGCCCUAUCAAUAAUCCUGGAUUUGAAGUUCUCACGGGAGAAUACCAGGUUUUGCUGCAACUGUACAAUGGAAACCAUUCCACUGUGGCUUGUGCCAAUGCCACCAUCAUUUGCUCCUGAGUGGCUCCAAGUGCAGCUAGCCCUUCAAGCUGAACCGGCUGGGUCUGAAGGUCACAAGCGAGCAACGUGUAUCCCUGGUCUAAAAUCAAGAUGCAGACUGGAUUGUGCUCCUUCCGCGCACUCUAGGGAGGACUCCAUCUCCUUGUCCUUUUGAUCAGCCCGCACUCCUUGGCUCAUGGCCUCUUCCUCCAUCUUCAAAGCAUUGCAUCUCUCUGUGUCUUUCUUCUGUAGUCACAUUUUUUUAAGUCUCUCCUGCCUCCCCUGUCCACUUUUUUUUUCCUUGUCCACUUUUAAAGACCUUUGUGAUUACAUUGGACCCACCUGGAUAAUCCAGGGUCAUCUUCAUAUCUGAAGGUACUUAAUCACACCCACAAAGUCCCUUUUACCAUAUCAGGUAACACAUUCCAGGUAUUAAGAUGGGGGCAUCUUUAAGGGCCCUUAUUCUGUCCUCCUCACCAAACCAGAUUGAAGGCACAAGCUAAGUUCCCAAAGGAGGGACCCUUCAGUGAGACCCUUCCAAGAUUUUUAAAAACUGAAAUGAAUCCCUUGUUAAAUUAAAAUAUUCAAGCCCAGUGCUACCAAUUAACAGCAAAUCCCUACUAAUCUGGAAUCAUUCAUAGUUAUAAAGAGAUGAUGAGUUUGUCUGAACUGGCAGAAUCAGUGUGAAAGUUUUUGUGCCCCAUGUAGCAGUUCCUCAAAAAAAUUAAAAAUAGAAUUACCACAUGACCCAGCAACUUUUUUUUCUGGAUAUGUACCCAGAAGAAUUGAGAGUAGGGACUUGAACAGACAUUUGUACACCCAUCUUCACAGUAACUAAAAGUUAGAAACAACCCAAGUGUCCAUUAACAGAUGAAUGGAUAAACAAAUUUGGCAUAUACAUACAAUGGAAUGUUAUUCAGCCUUAAAAAAGAAGGAAAUUCCAACACAGGCUACAACAUAGGUAACCUUGAGGACAUUAUGUUAAGUGAAAUAAGCCAGACACAAAAGGAAAAAUGUGUGGUUCCACUGACACAAGACUCCUGGAGUUACCAAAUUCAUAGAGACAGGAAGUGGAGUGAGCAUUGCCUGGGGCCAGGAGAGGAGGGUGGGGAGUUGUGUUUAAUAGGUUCAGAGUUUCAGUUUGAGAAGAUAUAAAAGUUCUGGAGAUGGAUGCUGGUGAUGGUUGCUCAACAAUGUGAAUGCACUUAACUGCCACGGAGAAGUGGUUAAGAUGAUAAAUUUUAUUUUAUGUAUAUUUUACCCCCAUUUUAAGAAGGUGCUUGUGGGUUUUUAAAAUUUCAAUCAAAAAUACCAAACAGAGAAGCUUUGAUAAAAUGCAUAGCCUUGUAGUCAAGUCUUUGUUUUUAUAAGCUCUUCUAUUCCUGAAGUUCACAUUGAUCUAAAUGGUCAGACCAGGUAGAGACAGCACCGAGGCCAGGCUGUCCCCAGCAUGCCACCCUCUGCCUUGGAAUCCUAGCAGGAUCUCUUUGUUUUUUCCUUUGUCACCAUCUUCCCCCCUACUCUCACCCCCUUAGUGGUUCAUUCAUCCAGCUUCCCAUGAGUGAUUUGACAGCCAGCUGCCCCAUGAACACCUGCUGCCGUAGUUUCUCCAACACUAUCAGAGUUCCAGGGCAGCACAAAGGGAUUCACCUGCCAUUCACCCUGUGAAGAGACCCACAGAGCUCCAAAAAGGUGUGGACCAUAAAUCCAGACUACUUAGAUACACUUCUCGGUAUUGUUGGUAUCCCUGGACAAUUAAAUUUCUCUUAAAUGUUCCAA
Manis javanica (Malayan pangolin) is the source of this 2324-nucleotide messenger RNA. RefSeq names its product lymphocyte antigen 86 (gene LY86). The record is from RefSeq and is a predicted model, not a curated record. Gene Ontology annotation, biological process: innate immune response; positive regulation of lipopolysaccharide-mediated signaling pathway. Lineage: Eukaryota; Metazoa; Chordata; Mammalia; Pholidota; Manidae.